Messenger RNA from Linderina pennispora, 693 nucleotides. RefSeq lists its product as uncharacterized. Bases 71 to 667 code for a protein of 198 amino acids. The record is from RefSeq and is a predicted model, not a curated record. Lineage: Eukaryota; Fungi; Kickxellomycota; Kickxellomycetes; Kickxellales; Kickxellaceae. The transcript has a single exon.
UAAUAAACCACUGCGUUCCGCCAACCACAUCUCUUCCAAGGUCUUUAGGUUUCCUUUCACUCCAUCAACCAUGAAGAUUGCUGCUGUUACUGCCCUGGUUUCUGUUGCUUUGGCCACCGUCGACCCGCUCGCUGAGAUCUCUGCUCACUGGGAUGAUCUAGGGGAUCUCAUCGACGACAGCCUGCCUAUGCUUCAGGCAGCAGAUCCGAAACUGUAUGCGGUUGCCACUUCAGUCAUCGGUGGUACCAAGAUCACCCAAGCCUUCGACAGUGAUCUUGUCCAGCAGGUCGCAACUGCAUUUCCGCCAGAGAUUGUGAACAACAUCUUGUCGCGUGCUGGCAUUACUGGGUUCACUGCCAACGGCAAGCCCAUACCUACAGGUGGAAGUGAAACUUCAUCUGCAACCUCAUCUCCAUCAGAUGCAUCGACAACGUCUGGUGCCAGCAAAUCCAUGACAAUUGCCCCAUCCAGGCUGACUCUAUCUGCCUCUGCUUCGCCAACAAGUGCCUCGCCAACAGGUAAAUCUCCAUCAUCAGGCUCGUCAGCUUCAGGUACUGCCAAGUCAUCCACCUCAGUGGCUUCAAAAAGUACCAGUGGCGCCACCAAUGUCCUGACUGGCUCAUUCGGCACUGCAGUCGCCAUUGCUGUUGCUGUAGCACUCUUCUAAGGUACAAAUGGAGAUCACAAACAAAC